AUGGUUGAUCGGCUGUUUUUUGCGACCCUCCGCACCAACACCAAGCCGAGGUCGACGGCCAACACCCACUACUUCAGCGUCGACGAGGAGCUCGUCUACGAGUCUUUCUAUGCCGAUUUCGGGCCCCUCAACCUGGCCAUGCUGUUUCGGUACUGCCUGAAACUCAACAAAAAACUGCAGGAACUUGUUUGUGGAAUUUGUUACUCGUUUGGGAAUCUCAUGCCCCCCGGGGAGACUCUUCAUAGCCCCAGGCUUAAUGAGUGUCGCGAUGCUUUGUUUCCACCAACACUGCUGUUUGAGGGGGUUGUCGACGCGGAGAAAUAUUUCCACCCCGUCUCGAAUGCCCUCGGCAAUCUUCCGGCUACGCGGGUCAGGGCCAUGCAUCGAGGCUGGAAGGCGGCGAUGGUCGGCUGGGAGACCAUAGUGCCAAUUUUUCCGGUUCGUUGGCUUUCCGAUUGUGAUCCGGCCGAAUCUCAGGCGGAUCGCCUGCAGCGAAGGAAGGAAGAAGGAACCCUUUCGCUUCCUUCUCUGGUCGCAGAGACGCGCAUAAUUGAUGACGUCGCGUGCGAAGGAGGAUUGCAUCGAUUGAGGUGCUCGUUUGUAGAUGCUGUGGAACGUGUGGACGGAGGCGGGAUGCGAACGGGAGCGCCCCGUACAUCACGGCUUGGGGAUCGGCGCGGGGUCGGUGGAGCCACGGCCCCGAAUUGCUCGACGUGUCGGGACAACCCGCGCCGGAAGUGCAAGGAUUGCGGGUGCAACAUCUGCGGCGGGAAGGACCGGCCGGAGAGCCAGCUCAUGUGCGACGAA
Molecule: messenger RNA, 807 nt
Organism: Darwinula stevensoni
Lineage: Eukaryota; Metazoa; Arthropoda; Ostracoda; Podocopida; Darwinulidae
Source: the annotation of a GenBank genome assembly